GAUGAUGGAGGUGGAGGUAGGGGGCUACACGGUGCUACUGACUAGGACUGGUGGAAGAUACUCUGCUCUGGAAAACCAGUGCACCCACUACGGCGCUCCACUCAGCAAAGGUGUGAUUUCUGGGACUAAAGUGCGCUGUCCGUGGCAUGGCUCCUGUUUCAACACUCACACUGGAGAUGUGGAGGAGUUUCCUGGUAUUGACAGUUUGCCCUGUCACAAGGUCAAGAUUCAAAACAGCAAAGUGUAUGUGUCCAUAAACAAAAAGACCAUCAGACAGGGGAAGAGGAUAAAGCACAUGGGAGGAGCUGAACCAGGAAACCCACACACAGUUCUGCUCAUAGGCGGAGGGGCCACAUCUCUGAGCUGUGCAGAAACUCUUCGCCAAGAAAAUUAUGGUGGUCGAAUUAUUAUGGUGUCGCGAGAUUACCUCCUUCCAUAUGACAAAACACGACUCAGCAAGGUGAUGAAUGUGCAAAGUGAGAGUAUCUUGUUGAGAGGAAUGGAGUUUUAUCAGAAACAUGACAUUGAAGUAUGGCUCAAGAAAGAGGCAAAGUCUCUGGACACUGAUGCUAAAACAGUCACAUUUGAUGAUGGGGCUGUCCAGAGCUACGACCAGCUGCUCAUCUCCACAGGCUGCAGAGCUAAAAUCCUGGAUGUCCCUGGGAUGAACCUAAAAAAUGUGCUGAUGUUGGAGACUCCAGAAGACGCACGACAGAUCCACGCAGUCUGUGAGGGCAGCAGAGUCGUCCUCGUGGGAACCUCUUUUGUUGGGAUGGAGGUGGCAUCGUACAUGUUGAACAAAGCCUCAGAUAUCACAGUGAUUGGCAGCAGUGACAUGCCCUACCAGAACACUCUGGGGAAAGAGAUUGGGAAAAUCACUCUCACGAUGUUGGCAGACAAAGGUGUGAAGUUUCAUAUGAACGAAUUUGUGGCAGAGAUCCGGGGGGCAAACGGGAAGCUGAAGGAUGUUGUGUUAAAAAGUGGGACUGUGAUUCCUGCUGAUGUUUUGAUUGUUGGUAUUGGUGUCAACCCAAACUCAGAAUUACUUUGGGGAACUAAAAUACAAAUGGACCACAAGAAAUUUGUAGUAGUUGACAAGUUCAUGAAAACCAAUGUACCUGAUGUGUUUUGUGGAGGUGACGUGUGCACCUUUCCCUUAACCAUGGCCAAAGACCAGCAGGUCAACAUUGGGCACUGGCAGAUGGCCCAGGCUCAUGGGAAGAUAGUUGCUCUAAACAUGUUGGGGAGACAUACUAAGCUGAACUCAGUCCCUUAUUAUUGGACCGUCCUAUUGGGUAGAACCAUGCGAUAUGCAGGCUUUGGGGAGGGCUACACUGAGAUCAUCAUAAAAGGAAAGGUUGAAGACAGGAAGUUUUUGGGACUGUACAUAAAGGACGAAAAGGUGAUUGCAGCAGUCAGCCUGAACUUUGACCCUGCUGUGUCUGCUGUGGCCGAGAGGUUCCUGUCAGGACAAGUCAUCACCAAAAUGGAGGCACAAUCAGAUGACCUAAGCUGGUUAAAGCUGCCAUGAAGCCAUUCAGAACAUUUUAAAGUUGUUAAUUCAUAUUUGUGUCAAUUCUCGGACAGAGUGUGCUGUCCAUUUAAAGAAACAGAGACUGACGUUUUGUGGAGCUGACAGUCCUGAACAACAGAUACCUCAUAGAUACACUUUUAUCUGCUGUAUCACUUUUAUAGACUCUAGCAGACUUCAUGUUAGUGACUUGUGUAG
This is a messenger RNA of Boleophthalmus pectinirostris (great blue-spotted mudskipper), 1729 nucleotides long. Its product is annotated as apoptosis-inducing factor 3-like. Bases 2 to 1531 code for a protein of 509 amino acids. The transcript is spliced from 17 exons. Gene Ontology annotation, cellular component: cytoplasm. Lineage: Eukaryota; Metazoa; Chordata; Actinopteri; Gobiiformes; Gobiidae. Gene Ontology annotation, molecular function: oxidoreductase activity, acting on NAD(P)H; flavin adenine dinucleotide binding; 2 iron, 2 sulfur cluster binding. The record is from RefSeq and is a predicted model, not a curated record.